Messenger RNA from Biomphalaria glabrata, 2184 nucleotides. RefSeq names its product heparanase-like. The transcript is spliced from 12 exons. Lineage: Eukaryota; Metazoa; Mollusca; Gastropoda; Planorbidae. Gene Ontology annotation, cellular component: membrane; extracellular matrix. Gene Ontology annotation, molecular function: hydrolase activity, acting on glycosyl bonds. The coding region runs from base 394 to 1974 and encodes 526 amino acids. The record is from RefSeq and is a predicted model, not a curated record.
UCAAAAAGAAGAACAGAAUUCACAGCGGGAGAAGAAAAAAAAUGUCACUAGGAAAUCAAUAGGCGAUGUGUUCACUUACACCAGCAACAAUAUAAGUCAAACCAUUCUCGUCUUUACUUCGUCUACUUCUCCCUUUGAUGUAUCCAGUUCGAAGAGAAGCUUCAAUAUUAGACAAGAUGAAGCUGCAAUAUGGAAAUAUAGUUGAUUGAAGAACUGACCAAACUAAUUUAUGAGUUCAAAUGGAUAGCUUUGUUCAUAGUUAGUUGCCUAUUUGGGAUUUAAUGCUCAAGUAGCUUAUCUAUUGUGAACAAAGUGUAGACUGUUCCUCAACUAUAUGAGUUAUACUUUUUCAACGGAAUUCUAUUACGUCAAAUGUAACAAGGACUAAAAAAAAUGGUUCGCUCUCCUCAUAAGUUGAACAUGAUCUUGAUUUUAACUUGGCUACAAUGCCGUCAUCUAAAUGGCUCCAGAGACACUCAAUUCCAAAAUUUUACUAACCUUACUUUCCCCAAAGUUUUCAACUACGAGGACCCUGUAACAGUGCUUCUCAAUCUAACCAACAGUAAUUACACAUGUGACGAAAAAUUUCUUGGCGUGACUAUAGGGAUCAGUGAAUUAAAACACACUGAAGCGACUAUUGAUUUGAGUUCACCCAAAGUACAGAUCAUGGCUCAAGCCUUAUCACCAACAUUUGUUCGGCUUGGAGGAACGCUUGCUAACUUCCUCAUCUUUGAUCCCAAUGGGACUGAACAGGUUGCAGGUUUAGGUUCACAACCCCAAGAUAUAAUUGCAAGUUCGUUGAACCUAAAAACAUUUAAUUUGACAGGAGAGAGAUGGCUCAACUUCACAGCAUUCUUCAAGCUUGUUGGAUGGGAUCUUAUUUUUAAUUUCAACCAGUUCCUCAGAAAAGCAGAUCAGUGGGAUCCUACCAAUGCCGCUUUGCUGUUGAAGUUUUCUCAGACCAAUAAGGUUAACAUUUCAGGUUUUCAGAUAGGCAACGAGCCUAGUGCAUAUGAACACGAUUAUAAUGUGACCAUUCCGCCAGCAGCUCUUUACAAUGAAUUCAUAACUUUGAGGAACAUCCUGAACGGUCUUCCUCGAUAUUGGGCUUCAAAAUUGUUUGGCCCAGAUGUCACACGUUUUUAUAAUGGCUCAAAGUCUACUAUCUAUUUACAAGAGUUUCUGAAGGCUGGAGCUUGUGAUGCUAUGGAUUAUAUUACCUUUCACCAUUAUUAUAUGAACAGUGAUGUUGCCACGCUAGAUCAUUUUAUCAGCAUCGAAGUGUUAGACUCACUGAAAGAAUGCUUGGGGAUAGCUAAAGACAUAAUGCUUGAGUCUUCGUGUUCACUUCCACUGGCGUUGUCGGAGACGUCUUCGUUUUCAGGAGGUGGUGCUCCGGAAUUGUCUGACAGAUAUGUAGCCGGUUUUAUGUGGCUAGAUAAACUAGGCUUGUCAGCACAGUAUGGACUUGCUAGAGUUUUCAGACAAACAUUCUUUGCAGCUAAUUACGCUCUGAUAUCAAGCAAAAUUGAGCCCAACCCAGACUUUUACUUGACAGUGCUAUUUAAAAGGCUAGUACAAGGCCCAGUUCUUACAGUUUUGAAACAGCCAGACCUGAUUAGAGUUUAUGCUAAUUGUGCUAGCACAGUUUUAUAUCCAUCUGGUGCCAUUGUGAUUUAUUUUUUAAAUCUAAGAAACAGUUCAGUCAAUAUGACUUUCCCACAGUUUGCCAACUUGACGACCGAUAUUUAUCUCCUGACACCGGGUGAUUCCAAUGGUCUAAGAUCAAGCUAUGUUAAACUAAAUGGCAAAAUAUUGGUCAUGACUGGAUUAGAACUACCUUCCUUAUUGCCCAGAACUGUUAACGGGGCCAUCCCCCUGGAGCCUUAUAGCUUUGGAUUUCUAGUGGUGCCUAACGCUAACGUGUCUGUUUGCCUAAAAGGCUUGAAUACAACUUUAAAUAAACGCUUAUAACAACCUUGCGAGCAGUUAUCAAAUGCAUACGCUUAUGGAUUCACACUUACAUGAAGACACGAGCGCAGUCACGCGCAUUCGAUCUCAAUAGCUUACGCACGUGCGUGGUCAUGGACAAAAACAUCCACGUGCUUUGAACAUAUGGGAAAUCUUCAAUCUGGAAUAUUAACAAUAAAGUAAUGUUAUAUUAGUUCUGUGACGAGCAUUCAA